AUGGAGGUAGUCAUGAUCAGAGAACGUCGAAACUACUUAUCUAAUGUGAUCUCUACACUGGUGGUGGAGAAGUUGGUUCGUAAGGGUUGUGAGGCAUUCUUGGCCUAUGUAAGUGUUUCGGGUUCUAAGGACUCUACGGUUAAGGAUAUCAGAACAGUAAAUGAUGUUCUGGACGUCUUUCCUGAUGAGCUACUGGGUUUAACUCUGAAUCGUGAAGUGGAGUUUAGGAUAGAGCUCCUUCCUAGUGCAGCUCCGGUGUCCAUUGCCCCUUAUAGAAUGGCACCGAAAGAGCUUGUGGAGCUUAAGGCCCAGAUUCAAGAGUUACUGGAUCGUGGGUUCAUCCGUCCUAGUGUGUCUCCAUGGGGAGCACCAUUCCGAAGGGCUUUGAUUGUUUCUAAGGUUGAUCUUUGGUCAGGGUAUCACCAGUUGAGAGUUAAAGAGGCUGCCGUGCAUAAGACGGCAUUUAAGACUCGCUAUGGUCACUACGAGUUCAUAAUUGAGGCUGUCUUGGAUUGGAAGCAGCCUAAGACUGUAUCUGAGAUCCGCAGUUUUCUAGGACUGGCAGGGUAUUAUCGACGAUUUGUGGAGGGGUUUUCUUUGAUUAUAGUACCCUUGACUAAGCUGCUACGUAAGUGUAUGCCGUUUAGUUGGACUGAUUUACAGCAAGAGAGCUUUGAGAAGCUCAAGACUGUACUGACUGAGGCCCUAGUUUUGAUACAGCCAGAAUCUGAAAAAGAGUUCACUGUUUACAGCGAUGCAUCACAAGUCGGUUUGGGAUGUGUGUUGAUGCAGGAGGGAAAGGUUGUAGAAUACGCGUCUCAUCAACUUAAGACUCAUGAGGCAAAUUUUUCGACACAUGACUUGGAGUUGGCCGCGGUGGUAUUCGCACUGAAGAUCUGGAGGCAUUACCUAUAUGGUGAAAUGUGUAUCAUCUACAUGGACCACAAGAUUCUCAAGUAUCUCCUCACUCAAAAGAAGCUAAAUAUUAGGCAGCGUAAAUGGAUUAAGUUGCUUAAAGACUACGACUAUACGAUUGAAUACCACCCUGGUAAGGCCAAUGUGGCGGCCGACGCACUAAGCCGUAGGGCUCCGGUUAAGAUUCCUCUUUGGAAAUGGGAGCGCGUAAAUAUGGAUUUUGUCAAUAGGUUGCCUCUAACACCCACUAAGAAGAAUUCAAUAUGGUUCAUCGUGGAUCGAUUGACCAAGUCCGCCCACUCUAUACCGAUUCGUACUGAUUCUUCUCUGCACAAGCUGACGAAGCUUUAUAUUUCUAAGAUAAUGAGACUGCAUGGAGUUCCGACCGAUAGUCACUCUAAGAGGGUGAUUCAGAUACUAGAGGACAAGUUGAGGCGCUACCAUUCUGAUCCUACUCAUAUUGUCCCUGUUGAAAAGAUCGAGGUUAGGCCAGAUUUAACCUUUGAGGAAGAGUCAGUUCAGAUUCUGGAUUACGACGUUAAGGUUCUAAGAAGAAAAUCCAUUUCACUGGUAAAGUUUCUAUGGCGGAAUGAUAACACUGAGGAGGCUACAUGA
Gossypium raimondii (Peruvian cotton) is the source of this 1530-nucleotide messenger RNA. RefSeq lists its product as uncharacterized. Gene Ontology annotation, molecular function: nucleic acid binding. The transcript has 5 exons. NCBI's taxonomy places the organism in Eukaryota, Viridiplantae, Streptophyta, Magnoliopsida, Malvales, Malvaceae. The record is from RefSeq and is a predicted model, not a curated record. Bases 1 to 1530 code for a protein of 509 amino acids.